Cyphellophora europaea CBS 101466 is the source of this 1119-nucleotide messenger RNA. RefSeq lists its product as uncharacterized. NCBI's taxonomy places the organism in Eukaryota, Fungi, Ascomycota, Eurotiomycetes, Chaetothyriales, Cyphellophoraceae. Gene Ontology annotation, cellular component: cytoplasm. Gene Ontology annotation, biological process: response to oxidative stress. The transcript has 3 exons. The record is from RefSeq and is a predicted model, not a curated record. Bases 1 to 1119 code for a protein of 372 amino acids.
AUGAAUUGGUUCAAGCAGCAAUUGGCCAACGUCGCGGGAACGCAAGAGCCUGAGUAUGGGCCGUCUGCCAUACAGAGUGUCACGAGCCAGUCGCAGCAGUUCUCAGACGUGACCAAAGACGACUUAAAAUGGAUCAACAUGGACAGCACCAAUGUCGAGACCGCAACCUUCUAUUUCAUGACCGAUGAGGGUUUCACCGCAAUGGCUCAGAUUAUCUACUCCAACGUCGCAGGUAUUCACACCACCGCCCAGUUCAAUAGCAAGAUCUUCAACCACGACGGACCCGGGAAACACCUAUGGUGCUCCGACCCCCUCCAUAACUUCGGCUUCGACGAUGCGCAAACUGGAUUCUUCGCCGACAACGUCGCCGUGGAAAUGAAUGCCGACAUCGACACCAUCACCAUCAAGUCUGCCUCAAACGAAGGAAAUCUAGUAAACUUGACCUUGAAGCGGAAGGCGCCCGCGUUCCAGGCUGGAAAAGAUGGCACAAGCUACUUUGGCACUGAUCCCGCCAACCCUUGGGGGUCGAUGUUCCACCGUUUCUGGCCGCGAUGUACGGUUACGGGCAAAAUGCAAACCGAGAAGAAGACUUACGACAUGAAAGGCAAAGGCCUUUUCAUCAAAGCGUUACAAGGCAUGAAGCCGCACCACGCUGCCGCUAAAUGGAAUUUUAUUUGGUUCGAAUCGCCCACAUAUACCUCCGUGCUCAUGGAGUAUACAACGCCUGGAUCUUACGGCCACACUUCCGUCAGUCUCGGCGGCAUUGCGAAAGAUGGCGACAUCAUAUAUGCUGGACCUACCACUGUCAAGCAUACCAAGUCGGCACCAGAUGUAGAUUGCAACUGGCCUGAGCCAAAAGCCAUCGAGCUAGAGUGGAAAGGCCCUGGUGCAUCCGGCAAAUCUGUGGAAGCCUCACUACAAGGCGAUCUGCCGGAAAGGACAGACCGCGUCGAUGUGCUCAGCCACAUCCCGGGCUUUGUAAAGUCCAUCGUCGGCGGCGUUGUAGGAACACGCCCCUACAUCUAUCAAUACAUAUCCAAAGACGACCUAACUGUGAAGGUCGACGAUAGCACCGAGAAGGGCCAGCUAUUCAUGGAGGCCACCUUCAUCUCUGAGUAG